AUGAUGCAGCGUAGCUCUACCAGCAGAGAACUGCUGGAUAGACUGGAGGAUCACGCAGAUUGGCUUGUACGAAAAAGUCGACGCUAUCUACCUCAUAUAGCUAGAUUCUGUCUUGUAUCUACGUUUAUUGAAGAUGGUUUCCGACUUUUAACUCAAUGGUCUGAUCAAGUGGAUUAUAUCCAGUCUGUUUGGGGAACCCAUGUCAUAUUUGCAGCCUUUUUCAUUUUAUUGAACAUCUGCUUACAAUUUAUCGGAAGUGCUCUUGUCUUGGGUCGUUAUCGGGUGAAAAUUGGCGUUGGAAUUCUUAUGUCAACUGUAUUAUUACAAACUAUUGGUUAUAAUAUUUGGACAAAAGUAUUCUUCAUGCGUAAUCUAUCACUUAUCGGUAGUUUAUUAUUGUUAUUAGCUGAAGUACAACAAGAAACACGUAGUCUAUUAGCUGGUCUACCAUCAUCUGGUGAAAAUACACAUCGACAGUAUAUUCUACUUGGUGGUAGAAUACUUAUUAUUCUAAUGUUUGUCACACUAGUUCAUUUAGGUAGUAGUAUAUUCUAUGUUAUACAAUCAAUUUGUAAUUUAAUCUUAAUUCUAUUAGUAGCAAUUGGUUAUAAAACAAAACUUUGUGCAACAGUUUUAGUAAUUUGGUUAACUGGUAUGAAUUUUUAUUAUAAUCGAUUUUGGGCUGUUAGUAAUGAUAGUUUAAUGUGGGAUUUUUUAAAAUAUGAUUUCUUUCAAACAUGGUCAGUUAUUGGUGGUUUAGGUUUAGUAGUUGCAUAUGGACCAGGUGGUGUUAGUGUAGAUGAUUAUAAAAAGAAAUGGUAA
Schistosoma spindalis is the source of this 822-nucleotide messenger RNA. Lineage: Eukaryota; Metazoa; Platyhelminthes; Trematoda; Strigeidida; Schistosomatidae. The record is from the annotation of a GenBank genome assembly.